UGUUUUCCAUUUGAAUAAAAUAUUUUUUCUUACCCCACUGGCAGAUAAUUUUGCUUGUUUUAAGCAAAAACGUACUCGUUUUUAUUUAUUUAUUAGAAAACAAGAAGCUAUAUAAACAUUUUUUUUCAGUGUAAUAUGCAAGAUAAUGACAGCAAGUGUGCUGCUGAUGCGUGGAAAUAUAUGACGUAACUCACAGUAAGGUAAUUCCACAUCCAUUAAACGGUUGCGCUCUGACGCAAUUGCCCUUUUUAGGGGACAUUCGUCAGAUAAUUAUAAUAGGCUACUAGGCCAGCAGCAAAUGCCUGUUGCUCCACUGAUUGAAUUGAAAGAAAAGUGCAUGGGCGUGCAUGGGCGUGCAUGAACUGGAAAUUCAACACCGGGACUAAUAAAGCUCAACCAUGGUAAAUCCCUGAAUACUAUUGCAAAUAGCUUUGGCGUUUCUGUUUAAUGUAUCCGUAAGCAAAUGGGGGAAAAUACAAUUUAAUUUAUAGAUAUUUGGAAUGGAGCUAUCUGAUCUCGCAUUUGAACGAAACUGCAUCUCUGGGGGCGAAAUCUCCAAUACCAUUAGCCAGAUCGAAAUGCAGGUAUCCAAAAGCCCUUUAAUCGACGCCACUGUCAAUGCAGUCACAUCGAGGCAAGAGCUGCGGUGGAUAAUCGAGCCAGUGAUGCCCAGUGAGAGCUUGGACCAUACCAGCGAACCAACAGCAACUGAGAAAGGAAGAAAUUUACAGCUCAGUCCAGAUGAAGAGGAGAAGAGAAGACGGAGAAGAGAACGUAACAAGAUGGCGGCUGCCAAAUGCCGCAACCGUAUAAGAGAACUUAUUGACCUUCUGCAGGAGGAGACUGAGCGCCUGCACAUGGAGCAGAUCGUGCUGCAGAGGCAGGUGAGCUGCCUGCAACAGGAGAAGGAACAGCUGAAAAUGCUGCUGGCAUCCCAUGCAUCCAUCUGCACACUGGCACAGGAAAAGCCUCAUUCCUUGGACACCUUUCUGUCACGAGAGCUUCUACCAUCCAGAAUCUCUAUCACAAUAAAACAGGAACCUCUGGAUGAUGUUAGUCGGUCGAAAAGUUUGGCGCUCCAACAUGCAGUGGAACUGACAGAGAAAGGCCAUGACUUACACUAAAUUCAGUGAAGAUGCACAAGCUCUUUUUAAUUCAAUAUCUCUGUAAAUACCUCAUUACCCUAACCUUACGCAAGAGACAUUCUGCAUUCAACAUCCAACUUUUCCUGUGGCAAGAAACCCAUUCCAGAUGGGAGUGUAAUCACUUCUGGUGCUCUGGCUUUCUGGUGCCACUUCUUAUGCUCUGGUGUCAUCUUUUCAUUAUUUGUUGAGUGACACAAUAAGUAGCAUUUGUCUUUUACAUCGUGAUGUUUUGUAACAACGGCUGUUAAUGUUUGGUAUGUGGUAAAUCUGACUCUAAAUGCACUGACCUUAUACAUUUAUCUGAUUUCUCAUAUACACAAGGGCUCGACAAUAAGAACAUCUCGAUGUUGAACAUAUUGAACAUUGCUGAGAAUUGUGCUGACUGAGGUAUAAGGUAAUGCUAUCUAGCUGGCUCUGAAGUUAAUGAUUUGUAAUAGAAAGCAUCAGUUAGAAUGGUUUGAAAAUUAUAAACCAAAUCAAUGACGUUUAACAUCACAUCAUAUAAUUUUCUAAUCAACUGUCAUUAUAGUUUUUUUUUAAAUAAUGAAAAAAGUAAUGUUCAAUAAAACAUGUUUAAACUUGUUUUAAGAAUAAAGUGAACUAAAAUAAUUGUAUUAAAUGUA
Ctenopharyngodon idella (grass carp) is the source of this 1768-nucleotide messenger RNA. RefSeq names its product fos-like antigen 2 like (gene fosl2l). The transcript is spliced from 4 exons. Gene Ontology annotation, biological process: regulation of transcription by RNA polymerase II. Lineage: Eukaryota; Metazoa; Chordata; Actinopteri; Cypriniformes; Xenocyprididae. Gene Ontology annotation, cellular component: nucleus. Gene Ontology annotation, molecular function: RNA polymerase II cis-regulatory region sequence-specific DNA binding; DNA-binding transcription factor activity, RNA polymerase II-specific. The record is from RefSeq and is a predicted model, not a curated record. The coding region runs from base 501 to 1124 and encodes 207 amino acids.